AUGGCCGAGCUCGGAAACAACCUCGCCGACGCUUCCACCGCCGUCGACCAGAAGACCCUUGACUACGACGCUUUGGCCGAGGUUUUCUCCUACUUGUCGGCAAAAAACCUCACCCGUCUCCAACUCGUUUCCAAGUCCAUCAUGAACAUGAUCACCUCGGAUCCCUUUUUCAUUCUCAUGCAAUCCUACCACACCAGUACUGCCGCCGCCGCCAUCUUUGCCUAUGGCCAUUCUCGUUCUCGCCCGCAGAUAUUCCUUCUCGAUCACGACGCCGGCCUUCCCUCGGGCUCCUUGGAUGCCCUCUCCAACUACGACAAUAGGUUCCUCUACUCCGCCGGCGGUCUCGUCUUCUACCGGAAAAGAGACGGUAGUUCCUACAGCAUAUGCGCCUUCAACCCAGCCCGUCGCAAAUCCUCGCUCAUUCCCGUUCCCCCCGGCGACGGCAAUGCACUUCCCGCCAGCUUGGCAGUCGAGUUCACCGACGACGGCGACGGCGUCACGAGCGACUACAAGCUCGUUUACCUCACAUCGGACCGGAACUGGUCCAGCUUGUACCAGUGCCGCGUGUACGACUCGGCGGCCCGAGUCUGGACGAGGGACGAGAUGAUCCACCACGGCAGCCGCCAGCUGAAGUUUCACAACCCGGUGGUGCACCGAGGGGCCGUCUUCUGGGCCACCGACUGCUUCAGGCAUACCACGGCCGAUCCCUACGUCAUGUCAUACGAAAUCGCCACGGGAGCCAUCGAGUUCCUCGCGAUGCUCGACGGCAGUGCCGUGGAGUCGGAGGACCGUAUCAGCGUGGCGGUCUGGGAGGGAUCAUGGUUGUGCUUGGUGCAUCACAGCAAAAGCUCCGGCGCGUUCACGCUGUGGAGGUGGUGGGAGGAAUCGCAUUCGUGGGCGAAGUCGUCGAACGAGUUCGUCUACUGGGAGAAGCCGGAAGCCGUAGUGGGAUCGAUGUUGGUGUGCAACGGCGGGAGGGAGAAAGGGAUGCUGUUGGUGUUCAGCGUGGAAGACGAAGCCUACGUUUACUCGUUCAAGCUCAGAGAUUUAAGCAAGUUGGCGACGAACAUGGGUUCUUAUUUCCCUAAAUUCACGGCCUACGCCAACACUCUGAGGCCUGCUUGCGGCGGACAGGAAGCCGAUUGA
Zingiber officinale is the source of this 1146-nucleotide messenger RNA. RefSeq lists its product as uncharacterized. Gene Ontology annotation, molecular function: protein binding. The record is from RefSeq and is a predicted model, not a curated record. NCBI's taxonomy places the organism in Eukaryota, Viridiplantae, Streptophyta, Magnoliopsida, Zingiberales, Zingiberaceae. Bases 1 to 1146 code for a protein of 381 amino acids. The transcript has a single exon.